CGAUCGCGUCCGACGCGCAUCGACGUUCCUUGCGCCGCUCUUCCUGCGUCCGCUAGAGCCCGAACCCGCUCAGACGCAUCUGCAUCUUCUCCCCAACACUAAAUUCCAUCUCUACAUACCUGAAUUAUGUCGUUUGCGUCCUUCCCGGCCCCUCCGUCAGACGACGUCCAGCUGGACACACAGCUCUACACUAUGAUCGAACUCGAGGGCAAUCGGUACCGUGCCUUCUUCGCCAAACUGUGCGGGGGUGAUAACUCCUUAAUCUCCCGUGACGCUGCGCUCGAGUUCUUUCGCAAGUCCAGUCUCAGUGAGGAGCAGGUGCAAGAGCUUUACACUCGUCUUAAGGAGCUGCAUUUGCUCCGGGACAACGCUCACAUGAACGAGACGGAGUUCGUCAUGGGGAUGCACUUCAUUGUGUGCAUGACUAAGCGUAACUUGGUCAAGAUCCCGCCCAAAUUUCCUGGCUACUUGUUCCCUUCACUGGACCUGACGCCUGAGAGGCAGCAGAGCUUCGACUUCCCGAGCCCCGAGGAGCACUCGUACACAUCCGAGGCGUCCAGUGGCACCCCUCUCGUGCCUCCCCCUUCAACAAGGUUAAUGGGGGCUAUGGGGCCGACUAUUUCUCAAAUUGCGACGUCGCCGAUGACCUCCGGAGCGCCAUUAGUGGACACCAAGUCACUGAGUGAGUUGGCGCAUUUGGAGAUACGUACGAAACAACACGAAGCGGAAGUCCUAUCAAGAGUGGAUCAGUCUGAAGCAAGAGCGCUGCAGAGUUUGCACGCUUGUGUGGAACGUAUUGCGGAUCAGGUGGACGGGUUGGGAUUCCCUGUUCCUAGUUCGGCGAGGUCACUGGAUGCGUUGGAUGAUUUGAGAAGCUUGCUGCAGAAGCACGUACAUGCAGCCAAGCAGGAGAUCCAAAGUAUGCAGAUUGAUGCACAGAUGAGGAGUGUGGCGUCGGAGGUGGCACAAGGUGAAAGCCGUGAAGACCCGCUGAAGGUCACUAGUAUUUUGACGCAAGAGCUGAUUGCAUUGCAGCAUCAGACUGCGCACCUUAUGGCGAAGAAGGCGGAUGUUGUCGGGCGUCUUGUGGCCGUGAAAUCGGGUGGGUCUGCCUCUGAAAGCAUUAUUCGGUCGAGUGGUUCGGGGUUUGCGGAGUCAAAGAAUCCUGCUUUUGCCCUGUCGAAAGGUGCGCUAACGGUGGGAGAGCUGGGCACAGUCUCAGCCUCUACGACACCUCCGAAGAACGUCAACCCGUCUUUGAUGCAAUCCCACAACAGUGCUUCUAGUGGUGCCUGGGGAACCUUUGGUGCUGCUACUUAGCAGGACCCUCCUCCCGGGAGAAGUUAAGGAGCUGGGAAAAAUAUAUUUUGUGGGAAUAUA
Molecule: messenger RNA, 1380 nt
Organism: Phytophthora infestans T30-4
Lineage: Eukaryota; Oomycota; Peronosporomycetes; Peronosporales; Peronosporaceae
Exons: 1
Coding region: 127-1320 (397 amino acids)
Source: RefSeq, a predicted model, not a curated record